CGUGACGAUUGCAUACAUUCGCAAAUAUAUCUCUCUUUUUCCCCCACUCUCUGUCUCUCUCUCUCUCUCUUUUUCUCUCUUUUUCUCCUUUUUUUCAAAACGUUUAUUGUUCUGGUGAUAUGUUUUCUUCGUUGUUUGCACGAAGCACAAUGUUUUGCAUUUAUGUACGAUGGUACGUAUCGAAUAUGUACCAUCUGUUCCGUUAAUUUUCUUUGUUACAUUUAUUCGAGACUUUUGUCAUAACAAGAAUAAUUAUGAACGUUUAUAAUAAAGAAAAUAUUUUGUACGUGUCUAAGUGAUAUGGAAUUUCAUCGAGAAAAGUUUUCAAAUAUUUUUUCGUCCUUUGUAAAAUGAUCAAAGUUUUAUGUAUGUGUGCGGAUAUGUGUUGUAGAAAUACACAAGAAGAUAGAAAAGAAAUUUUUGUCGAUUCGACGAUCGUUCUCGAUCGAUCUCUUUUCUCUUAUUUUUCUUGUAAUCCAGAUAUUCUUUCCUCAUAAUUUUUCUACACCUGUCCACGUUAUGAAAUUAUAUACAAACGUAUUACUACUGGCUCUCUCUUUCUCUCGACGCCAAUGUACCAAAGCGAUGAACGCUUGAAUUUUUCGGAGAACGGGUUCACAAUAGCGGCGCAACGAGCAGAAAGCUGGUGAGUCAGCCUCCAUUCUUCCCUCUCCUCUUUUCCUCUUCUUCCAUGUCUCUCUCUUUCGCACGUUCAUUGCUAACCGGCUUGUCCUGUCCUCUUCUGUCUCUCUUGGUCGAUGUCCCUCACUCUUACAGAUCUUCCUCGUCUUUCAUCGAAGAAAAGAGGAAUUAAAAGAUUUCAAAGAUGUCGGAGUAUUGCGAAUAUAUGUGGGAUCCGAGUGGUCACACAAGUACGUCACUUUCUCGGAGUAUUUACCAAGAAGAUGCGAAGUUGGACAAGCGAGACAAAAAGCUGGCCAUUAAAUCGGUCCGAGCAAUUCUCCGAGAGAUGCCGGAUGUGGACUUGAAACAUUGCACGGACGAAUAUAUUACGCGCUUCCUGCUCGCACGGAAGUAUCGGGCCGAGCAAGCAGCUGCUCUGAUAGCUGCUUAUCAAGCUCAGAUAGCUCAUCGACAGGAUAUUUUCGGUAAUCUUACUGCUCGUGAUCCUGCCUUGCAACGAGCUUUACGUGCUGGUAUACCCGGUGUUUUACCUGCUCGCGACAGGAAAGGCAGGUGUGUUUUAGUAAUCCUAGCUUCACAAUGGGAUCCUAUUGCAGUGCCAGCAUUAUCAGUUCAACGAGCUAUCUUUUUAGUCCUUGAAAUUCUAAUUCAAGAUCCAAGAAAUCAGCAAUCCGGUUUCGUUGCUGUGGUAGAUUGGAGUGGAUUUUCUCUGCGGCAAGGCGGUGCAUUAGGUGCAGCAGCUCUUCGAAACUUGAUAGCUGCGCUUCGUGGUCGAUUUCCGGCCAGAUUCAAGGCUAUACACUUCCUUUCGGCUCCUUUAUACGUUCAAGCUACUUUGGCUCUUGUUAAACCUUUUCUGGAUGAAAAGACUCGUAAUAAGAUUUAUCUGCAUGGAAAUAAUCUUAGUACUCUCCACGAGCAUCUCCCAACGGAUAUUCUACCUGCCGAAUUAGGGGGCACUGGGCCAUCCUUUAAUCCUGGUCUUUGGGCCGAGCCAGUCAUUCAUUCAGCAAUGAAGGAAGCUGAAUUGGCAGCUUUGAAAAAGGAAAAGGAACAAUUACAAGAUGAAAGAAAUGAGAAUGCUUCUGAAAGACUGACAAACUUUGCUGACGAUGACAAAGUCGUGGAAUCAAAGAACGUUGAAAAUUACAAAAGAAAUGAACCAGUUUUCGAAGGACACAAACACGAAAAAGAAAGUUUCAAGAGUUUUGGUAAAUCCUAUCGAAAUAAUGGAGAUGGGAAAAGCGUGGAGCUAAGUUUGAUUAGAACUACAGUUAGUUCUUUUGAUUCGAAAAAUGCGAACAAGAUAGAAGAACAAAAAGAUAGAACUCGUUUAAUAGAAGUUUCUGAAAGUAAUAAUGGUAAUGAAGUUAAAACUAAUGGUUUGGAUAAUAGAAUGGAUCAUUUAAGAGAAGUCGACGACUUGGCAUUACUCGAGUUACAAUCUGAAACGAAUUCGAAUGAAUUUGAAAUGAUAUCUAGUAGGCCCGACAGUGAAGAUAGCAAAGACAAUUCAUUAGAAAAUAGAUCGGAAAAGGUACUCAUUAGAACUGGUAAAAGUCAUACGCCAACGGAGGAAAUGAAUCUCAUUACGUAAAAGUGAUCUCUUUAUGUCGAUACUAAAUAUUUCCUCGAAGUAUGCGAUAAAGAUUCUAGAUAAAUAUUAUACAAUUAGUUUUGUAUGUAAGAUUUUUAAGUGACACACGGUAUAAUUGGAAAGAAAUAACGCCAAGUACAUUUGUCGAUACUUUGACGAUACAGUUGUUAAUGAACUUCUGUGAUGAAAGUGAAAGUAUUUUUUUUUCUUUGUAAUGUAUUACACGUACUUAUAUACUUUCUAAUAGGUGAUCCUUGUUCUUUUUUUUUUUGUGGACCAGUAUAAUAUCGUAGCUUCCUAAAAUAUAAUUUUUAUAUUAGAAAAGAAAUAAUGAAAAUUUGUUAAAAACAUAUCAUAAAUAUUUACUCGUACGACAAGGACUGAUAUAUGUAACACAUAUAUAUGCUUUUAUGCAUGCUUGUAUGAGGCUACGUUGAACAAUUUAUAGCCAAAUUGAAGCUGAUACCGUUUUUAUGAAGUUCCUGUAUUCUAUUAAUAAAAUUUUUAUUGCUUAUUUAAAUUGCUAUAAAUUUAGAUCAAAUACAUAGACCCCAUGCGUUUAAAUAUUUUUAAAUAUAUUAUCUACUUUAUAUGGACGUAUGGUAAGCUCUUUCUAAAAUUAUUAAAAA
Molecule: messenger RNA, 2871 nt
Organism: Vespa mandarinia (Asian giant hornet)
Lineage: Eukaryota; Metazoa; Arthropoda; Insecta; Hymenoptera; Vespidae
Product: clavesin-2
Cellular component (GO): membrane
Molecular function (GO): phosphatidylinositol bisphosphate binding
Source: RefSeq, a predicted model, not a curated record